This is a messenger RNA of Arachis duranensis, 402 nucleotides long. RefSeq names its product GPN-loop GTPase QQT2-like. Gene Ontology annotation, molecular function: GTPase activity. Lineage: Eukaryota; Viridiplantae; Streptophyta; Magnoliopsida; Fabales; Fabaceae. The transcript is spliced from 2 exons. The record is from RefSeq and is a predicted model, not a curated record. Bases 1 to 402 code for a protein of 133 amino acids.
AUGAACAAAUUCCAUAUUGAAGGAUCAUCAUCAUUUGGGAAUGGAUCACCUAACUUCAGAAGAAAACCGGUCAUUAUCAUAGUUGUAGGAAUGACAGGUACUGGGAAAACAACAUUUCUUCAUAGGUUGGUUUACCACACACAAAUGUCAAAUAUUUGGGGUUAUGUGGUCAAUCUCGACCCAGCUAUCAUGACCCUGCCGUUUGCUGCAAACAUUGAUAUUAGAGAUACUGUUAAGUACAAAGAAGUCAUGAAGCAGUUCAACCUUGGCCCUAAUGGUGGAAUUUUGACUUCCCUUAACUUGUUUGCUACCAAGUUUGACGAGGUAAUAAUUGCUUAUUGGUUCAUGAAACAUUUUGGUUUCAAUCUUACUUAUUACCCUAUUUACUCCUUUUUGAAUUAA